GACACAUGCAGAGAUAGCAGGGACAAGUCGCACUUUAACAGAUUACGUUACACAAUACGGUACCUCACAGGAGACAGUUUUCACAUUUUUCUUUCAGAGACUAGUUUUAAAAUUGAGCUAAACAUUCUAAAAACUCCGCCCAAGAGAAAAAGGAAAACAAGACGAGUGCCGCCAUAAUGGGUGGCUUAGUUUCUAAAAGGAUUCUUAUUGCAAACGGAUACCAUCACGAUAUUUACGCUCGGGUGGACACGGAUAAAUCGACGGCCAUCAAAUGCGGAGCGACGCACAUUAAACUACCGUCUGCGGACGACAAAAAUACCACCGUCAACGAAUUCAUCACUAACGAACUCUUCAAAGAGAAAUUAUUCAUCAAGACGGCACCCGGAAUUCGGGCCUGUUUCCGCAUCAACAACUCGGCGAAAGAUUCAAAUUCCGAUAGUGGUGAGGUGUACGUCACGAUCGCAUUAUCCAACGGUGAAUUCAUUUGCAGAGGGUUGGCUGUACAAGUUAACCGCUGCUUAAUCAUCGACAGUCAAGGCAACCUCAAAAUAGUGCAGCAUUCAAUGGCGAGCCAAUUGGGUGUAGGCACCAAAUCGAGCGGAGGAGCUACAUGGAAAGAUAUCAUCAUCGACGGCAUCGAUCAUGGUAAAUUAAAAAAGAACGUCUAACGUGCCCAACUCAUUAGCACCGCACUUAGCCUUACGUGAAGCCGUGCGCACACCAAUAGCUCAACAAAUCGUGAUUACUUCUACUUAUUUCAAAAACAACAAUCGGUGGAGUAAUUCCAUUCAUAUCGUACAGACAUGUAACAGUUCAAAAGGUCUACCCAAUAUCGACUUGUGCAUUCUCUUGUGAUGUAAAACCAGCUUGUAUAUGUAACUGCACAACAUUCUUCCAACAUUAAAUGUUUGAAAUCAACCAAAAAAGGUCGUCGACCUGUUGUGAAACACAUUUCGUAAUCCGCUAUUGAGAGGUCGUUUUAAAAAUUACGUCGAUUUAUUUAACGACCCUAUUGUGAGUCUAUUCCCCAUUAUAUCAGACAGCGACCUUUUGCAGCAAUUGCACGUGAACACAGUGGACUUAAUGGAAUCACUUGAAAAUACGCAGCAAUUUAGAUUUUUUUUUUCACCCUUUCAGCUUGUCAAGAAGUAAAGGCUAACUACACAAUCGGAUUCCAUUAGUUUUUUGGCAAAGUGCACGAGAAAAAAGUAUUAAGCAAAGACCUGCGAUGUUAUUCCAAUCGUCUCUCUACGGCAAGUGUACUUGAGUGUGCUAUAAAGAAAUCUAUGUCUAACUAUACGAUGCCAACAGACGAGCGUCGCUAGGAGAAAAAAGAUCACCAGGUCACGGGUAAUAGGAGCACAGCACUCACCACACCCUUUAGUUUUUAUAAAGAGAUUCUAGAAUCCCCAAUAAAAAAAAAGGGGGGGAAGUCCGAGACGACGUGAUCCGAUCCGAAAAGUGAUUACAAUUGCUGUACAUCAAUCACCAUCCGUCUUCUCAAAUGUUACCAGCAGCCAAUCGAUUUCAUCUUGUCGUAUACAAUGCGAGAACUGUAACAGAGUUUUCUAUACACUUGAGUCUAACAUCAA
This is a messenger RNA of Daphnia magna, 1592 nucleotides long. RefSeq lists its product as uncharacterized. The record is from RefSeq and is a predicted model, not a curated record. Bases 177 to 668 code for a protein of 163 amino acids. The transcript is spliced from 2 exons. NCBI's taxonomy places the organism in Eukaryota, Metazoa, Arthropoda, Branchiopoda, Diplostraca, Daphniidae.